UAGCUCCUGCCGGGCUUCCAAAAGAUGGGUAAAGGUGGUGGGACACAAAUACCACUAUGGAUAUCAAUACUAGCCCUGGUCUUCAUACACAUCAAAGUUCAAGCCCAGGGUGGUGAACAACCAACAAAGUCAGAGUAUGUUUCUCCAUCUCUCCUGCAGCGACAAAACUCUGUCAAAUCCCAAGGAGUGACAAUCAUUCCAUCUUUUCCAAACACACUGAAAGUAAAGGCUGGCAACCCCUCUCACAAUGGCCGUGUAUGCAGUACAUGGGGGAACUUCCACUUCAAGACCUUCGAUGGGGACAUUUUUUACUUCCCUGGGGUCUGCAAUUACAUCUUUGCCUCCAACUGCAAGUCUUCCUACGAGGACUUCAACAUCCAGAUUCGGCGUGCAAUGGUGGAAAAUGCUACUGUGAUCACUCAUGUCAUCAUGAAGCUGGAAGGAGUGGUGAUCGAACUGACCCCCAAUUCUGUCCUGCUUGACAACAAAUUGGUCCAGAUGCCCUACAGCCACAUGGGAGUCUUGAUAGAGAGAAGUAACAACUAUUUGAAAGUUUCUGCCAAGUUGGGACUGACCUUCCUUUGGAAUGGACAAGAUGCCCUCCUGGUGGAACUAGAUAAGAAAUAUGCCAAUCAAACUUGUGGACUUUGUGGGGACUUCAAUGGAAUUCCAGUCAGCAAUGAAUUUAUUUCAGGGAAGACAAAACUGACGCCCAUACAGUUUGGUAAUAUGCAGAAGAUGGAUGGACCCACAGAGCAGUGUGAUGAUCCUAUUCCUCCUACUUCUCUGAUGAACUGUUCAAGAGAAUUUGCUUCUAUCUGUGAGACAGUAUUAACCAGCAAAGCCUUUACGAGUUGUAACAUGCUUGUGAAUGUCCAGGACUACAUUGAAACUUGCACACAAGACCUGUGCCACUGUGACAGCUCUAUGGCUGACUUCUGCAUGUGCAACACCUUUGCUGAGUACUCCCGGCAGUGUGCUCAUGCAGGUGGACAGCCCCUGAACUGGAGAACCUCAGACCUGUGCCCCAAAUCGUGUCCGUUCAACAUGCAAUACCACGAGUGUGGCUCUCCCUGCUCUGACACAUGCAGCAACCCAGAACGAUCUGCACUUUGUGAAGAUCACUGUACAGAUGGCUGCGUCUGUCCUCCAGGAAUGGUGUUUGAUGACGUUAAUGGUGCUGGCUGCAUUCCCCGCAGAGAAUGCCACUGUACCUAUGAAGGUGAAACUUAUGCUCCUGGUGCCUCCUUCUCAUCUAAAUGCAGAUCAUGUACCUGUGUUGGAGGUGAAUGGUCUUGUGUCACUCAGUCGUGCCCUGGGACUUGCAGUGUUGAAGGAGGUUCCCACAUUUCAACAUUUGAUGAGAAAUACUAUUCCUUCUUUGGAGACUGUAGUUAUGUCCUAACCAAGCUGUGUGACAGCAAUGAGUUCACGGUGUUGGGGGACAUCCACAAGUGUGGCCUGACUGACACUGAGACAUGCCUCAAGGGCAUAGCCAUCAGCCUAAACGGAGGACAGACGAACAUUGUGAUCCAGCCUUCUGGGAGUGUAUUUGUGAAUAUGAUCUACACACAGCUACCAUUCUCAGCAGCAAACGUCACCAUCUUCAGGCCUUCAUCUUUCUUCAUAAUACUGCAAACAACUUUUGGUCUUCAGCUACAGGUUCAACUCGUGCCUUCAAUGCAAGUUUUUAUAGACUUAGACCCAUCACAUAAAGGGCAGACCUGUGGUCUCUGUGGGAACUUCAAUGAUGUACAGACAGAUGAUUUCAAAACCACCAGUGGGGUGAUAGAGGGCACUUCAGCUGCCUUUGGCAAUACCUGGAAAACUCGGGCUGAUUGUCCUGAUGCCAAAAAUACCUUUGAGGACCCCUGUACUGUCAGUAUACAAAAUGACCAAUAUGCUCAGCACUGGUGUGGACUGCUCUCUGAUACCACAGGACCUUUUGCUGAAUGUCACUCAACAGUGAAUCCAGAAGUUUACCAGAAGACCUGUAUGUUUGACACCUGUAACUGUGAGAAGAGUGAGGACUGCAUGUGUGCUGCCCUUUCCAGCUAUGUCAGAGCCUGUGCUGCUAAAGGAGUUCUUCUCACUGGAUGGAGGAGCAAAGCCUGCACAAAAUACACCACCUUGUGUCCGAAGUCCUUGAAGUACACCUACAAUGUCAAUUCCUGCCAACCCACCUGCCGCUCUCUGAGCGAGCCUGAUGUUACAUGCAGCAUCAAGUUUGUCCCAGUUGAUGGCUGUACCUGCAUAAAUGGAACCUACAUGGAUGACAGUGGCAAAUGUGUGCCUGCUUCUAGCUGUCCUUGUUACUACAAAGGAAUGCCUCUGUCUUCUGGAGAAGUUGUUCAUGAUAAUGGUGUUGUCUGCACUUGUACCUAUGGAAAGCUGAGCUGCAUUGGAGAGAAGCCUGAACCAGUCUGUGUGCCUCCAAUGGUUUAUGUUGACUGUGGCAAUGUCACUGCAAACGUGGUAGGAGCAGGAUGCCAGAAGAGCUGUCAGACUCUAGAUAUGGAAUGUUACAAAACUCACUGUGUCUCUGGCUGUGUAUGUCCUCAUGAUCAAGUGUUGGAUGGCAAAGGUGGCUGUAUAGCUCCAGAAGACUGUCCAUGUAUUCACAAUGGGAAUUCCUACAGUCCAGGACAAUCAAUCAGAGUUGGCUGUAACAACUGCACAUGUAGAAACAGAAAAUGGCAAUGCUCUGAAGAACCCUGCCUGGAAACAUGUUCUGUUUAUGGAGAUGGGCAUUAUACCACCUUUGAUGGCAAACGCUUUGAUUUUGAAGGAGACUGUGAAUAUGUUCUGGUCCAGAACUACUGUGGUCAACAGGCUAUGAAUCAGGGAACCUUCAGAGUCAUCACUGAGAACAUUCCAUGUGGCACUACAGGAACUACCUGCUCUAAGUCUAUUAAAGUUUUCCUGGGAAACUACGAGUUGGUGCUCAGUGAUGGACACUCUGAUGUCAUCCAGAGGGCACCUGGAGGAAAAAUGCCAUUCCAAAUCCGUUCCAUGGGCAUCUACCUGGUGGUUGAUACUACUGUUGGUCUGAUACUCAUGUGGGACAAGAAAACCAGUAUAUUCAUCAAACUUAGUCCCAGCUUUCAGGGCCAUGUCUGUGGACUUUGUGGAAACUAUGAUGGCAAUGGAAAUAAUGACUUCACUACUCGCAGUCAGUCUGUGGUAGGAAGUGUGCUGGAGUUUGCCAAUAGCUGGAAAGUGUCUUCUAGUUGCCCAAAUGCCAAUCGUACACAGGACCCAUGCACUGCAAAUCCAUACAGGAAAGCCUGGGCACAGAAGCAAUGCAGCAUCAUUACCAGUGAAGUGUUUGCAAAGUGUCACUCACAGGUUGAACCAAAUGAAUAUUACCAAGCAUGUGUGGAUGAUGCUUGUGCCUGUGACACUGGAGGAGAUUGUGAAUGUUUCUGCACAGCAGUAGCUGCCUAUGCUCAAGCAUGUAAUGAGCUGGACAUUUGCAUAUCAUGGAGAACCCCAUCCAUCUGCCCUCUGUUCUGUGAUUACUAUAAUCCACAAGGAGAAUGUGAGUGGCACUACAAGCCAUGUGGAGCACCUUGUAUGAAGACCUGCAAUAAUCCAAAUGGGAAAUGCCUUCAUGAGAUGAGGGGUUUGGAAGGCUGCUAUCCACAAUGUCCAAAGAAUAAGCCCUAUUUUGAUGAGGAAACCAUGACCUGUGUUUCUGAUUGUGGUUGCUUUGAAGAUGGAAAAAAUUACAAACCAGGAAUGGAGAUGCCUUCAAAGCAGAACUGCGAAUCAUGUGAAUGUACAACUCAUGGCAAAAAAUGCAGAUAUGAUGAACAUGAAUGUGUCUGCAGUUAUGAGGGGCAGAAGUACAACUACAAAGAUGUGGUCUACAACACCACAGAUGGCACAGGAUGGUGUAUUGUUGCAACUUGUGGUCCCAAUGGAACGCUUCAAAGAUUUAUCUAUGAAUGUCCAAGUUCAACAUCACCUACAACAGCAACAACAUUUCACUUCAGCUCUACACCACCUACCACUACUUCCACAGUGUCACCAACUACAUCAGUAUGCGUCCAUGAAGUGUGUCACUGGUCAGAAUGGUAUGACGGGAAUCUACAAACCCCUGGCUAUGAUGGGGGAGAUUUUGAAACUUUUGAUGAUUUACGAGGAAAAGGUUAUGAAAUCUGUCAAGCCCCAAAGGCUGUUGAAUGCAGAGCAGAAAAGUUCCCUGAUAUACCACUGAAAGAUCUUGGCCAAAAAGUAGAAUGCAGUACAACACAAGGGCUUAUAUGUUACAACAAGGAUCAAAUUUCAACAAUGUGCAACAACUAUGAAAUCAGAAUCCUCUGCUGUGUUUUUGUACCAUGCUCUUCCACAACACCUUUCAGGACAUCAACCCCGGUCACAACUCCAACUCCAAAAGAAACAUCCACUGAAACAACAUACACAUUUACUACAACUUCAACUACGGAAGAACCAACAGCUACAACUACAACACCACCACCUCUCACCACAUCACCUUCUACAAUUCCUCUUUGUUUCAAAGAAAAAUGUUACUGGUCAAGAUGGUACGACGUCAGUUAUCCAGGAUCAGGUUACAAUGAUGGAGAUUUUGAUACCAUUCAGAACAUUGAAAAUAAUGGAUACAAAGUGUGCGAGAACAGAAAGGAUGUGGAAUGUAGAGCAGUGCGAUUUCCUAAUACACCAUAUCCUCUACUAGAGCAACACAUAACAUGUAACACAGAAGAAGGACUGAAAUGUUACAAUAAAGAUCAACUGCCACCCAUCUGCUAUAAUUAUGAAUUGAGAUUUAAAUGCUGCAUAAAUAUAACGGUACCGUGUGAAACAACAACGAAAAGCGUCACUACAACACAAGCAACUACAUUUUCUCCAAGUACAACUUCUGAAAUAGUACCGACUACAGUAAGUUUACAAACAAAGCACAAGACAACAACGAAACACACAACUCAACCAAAAACAGAAUUCAUACAUACUAGAAUAACAUCAAAACCCACAACACAAACAACAACUUACACAACAACCAGCACAACAGCAAAAACGACAACCUAUCCAACUACCACGACAUGUGAACCUGAAGUGUGUACCUGGAGCGAAUGGUUCGACGUCGACUUCCCCUCCUCGGGGCCCAACCAGGGAGACUUUGAAACCUACCAGCACAUCCGCGCCGCCGGCAAGCGAGUCUGCCGGCAGCCAAAGCAGAUCGAGUGCCAGGCGGAGGACUACCCCGACGUACCCAUCCAGCAGGUGGGACAGGUCGUGCAGUGCGACGUCCACUUUGGACUGGUGUGCAAGAACGAGGACCAGACGGGCAAGUUCAAGAUGUGCCUCAACUACAGGAUCCGCGUGCUCUGCUGCACCCCCAACUACAACUGCUCAACCCCCACUCCCUUCAGCACCACGACCACAACGCUCCCCUCCUCCGCCUUCGUCCGUACAACCACGCCCUACAUCUCCACCACCACGAGUCCCACCUCCACGGAAAUCACCACCACCAGCCCUUCUACGCCGAGCACAACCACCACCACCACGUCAACCACCACCACCACCUGUGAACCUGAAGUGUGUACCUGGAGCGAAUGGUUCGACGUCGACUUCCCCUCCUCGGGGCCCAACCAGGGAGACUUUGAAACCUACCAGCACAUCCGCGCCGCCGGCAAGCGAGUCUGCCGGCAGCCAAAGCAGAUCGAGUGCCAGGCGGAGGACUACCCCGACGUACCCAUCCAGCAGGUGGGACAGGUCGUGCAGUGCGACGUCCACUUUGGACUGGUGUGCAAGAACGAGGACCAGACGGGCAAGUUCAAGAUGUGCCUCAACUACAGGAUCCGCGUGCUCUGCUGCACCCCCAACUACAACUGCUCAACCCCCACUCCCUUCAGCACCACGACCACAACGCUCCCCUCCUCCGCCUUCGUCCGUACCACCACGCCCUACAUCUCCACCACCACGAGUCCCACCUCCACGGAAACCACCACCACGUCAACCACCACCACCACCUGUGAACCUGAAGUGUGUACCUGGAGCGAAUGGUUCGACGUCGACUUCCCCUCCUCGGGGCCCAACCAGGGAGACUUUGAAACCUACCAGCACAUCCGCGCCGCCGGCAAGCGAGUCUGCCGGCAGCCAAAGCAGAUCGAGUGCCAGGCGGAGGACUACCCCGACGUACCCAUCCAGCAGGUGGGACAGGUCGUGCAGUGCGACGUCCACUUUGGACUGGUGUGCAAGAACGAGGACCAGACGGGCAAGUUCAAGAUCACCACGACCACAACGCUCCCCUCCUCCGCCUUCGUCCGCACCACCACGCCCUACAUCUCCACCACCACGAGUCCCACCUCCACGGAAAUCACCACCACCAGCCCUUCUACGCCGAGCACAACCACCACCACCACGUCAACCACCACCACCACCUGUGAACCUGAAGUGUGUACCUGGAGCGAAUGGUUCGACGUCGACUUCCCCUCCUCGGGGCCCAACCAGGGAGACUUUGAAACCUACCAGCACAUCCGCGCCGCCGGCAAGCGAGUCUGCCGGCAGCCAAAGCAGAUCGAGUGCCAGGCGGAGGACUACCCCGACGUACCCAUCCAGCAGGUGGGACAGGUCGUGCAGUGCGACGUCCACUUUGGACUGGUGUGCAAGAACGAGGACCAGACGGGCAAGUUCAAGAUGUGCCUCAACUACAGGAUCCGCGUGCUCUGCUGCACCCCCAACUACAACUGCUCAACCCCCACUCCCUUCAGCACCACGACCACAACGCUCCCCUCCUCCGCCUUCGUCCGCACCACCACGCCCUACAUCUCCACCACCACGAGUCCCACCUCCACGGAAAUCACCACCACCAGCCCUUCUACGCCGAGCACAACCACCACCACCACGUCAACCACCACCACCACCUGUGAACCUGAAGUGUGUACCUGGAGCGAAUGGUUCGACGUCGACUUCCCCUCCUCGGGGCCCAACCAGGGAGACUUUGAAACCUACCAGCACAUCCGCGCCGCCGGCAAGCGAGUCUGCCGGCAGCCAAAGCAGAUCGAGUGCCAGGCGGAGGACUACCCCGACGUACCCAUCCAGCAGGUGGGACAGGUCGUGCAGUGCGACGUCCACUUUGGACUGGUGUGCAAGAACGAGGACCAGACGGGCAAGUUCAAGAUGUGCCUCAACUACAGGAUCCGCGUGCUCUGCUGCACCCCCAACUACAACUGCUCAACCCCCACUCCCUUCAGCACCACGACCACAACGCUCCCCUCCUCCGCCUUCGUCCGCACCACCACGCCCUACAUCUCCACCACCACGAGUCCCACCUCCACGGAAAUCACCACCACCAGCCCUUCUACGCCGAGCACAACCACCACCACCACGUCAACCACCACCACCACCUGUGAACCUGAAGUGUGUACCUGGAGCGAAUGGUUCGACGUCGACUUCCCCUCCUCGGGGCCCAACCAGGGAGACUUUGAAACCUACCAGCACAUCCGCGCCGCCGGCAAGCGAGUCUGCCGGCAGCCAAAGCAGAUCGAGUGCCAGGCGGAGGACUACCCCGACGUACCCAUCCAGCAGGUGGGACAGGUCGUGCAGUGCGACGUCCACUUUGGACUGGUGUGCAAGAACGAGGACCAGACGGGCAAGUUCAAGAUGUGCCUCAACUACAGGAUCCGCGUGCUCUGCUGCACCCCCAACUACAACUGCUCAACCCCCACUCCCUUCAGCACCACGACCACAACGCUCCCCUCCUCCGCCUUCGUCCGCACCACCACGCCCUACAUCUCCACCACCACGAGUCCCACCUCCACGGAAAUCACCACCACCAGCCCUUCUACGCCGAGCACAACCACCACCACCACGUCAACCACCACCACCACCUGUGAACCUGAAGUGUGUACCUGGAGCGAAUGGUUCGACGUCGACUUCCCCUCCUCGGGGCCCAACCAGGGAGACUUUGAAACCUACCAGCACAUCCGCGCCGCCGGCAAGCGAGUCUGCCGGCAGCCAAAGCAGAUCGAGUGCCAGGCGGAGGACUACCCCGACGUACCCAUCCAGCAGGUGGGACAGGUCGUGCAGUGCGACGUCCACUUUGGACUGGUGUGCAAGAACGAGGACCAGACGGGCAAGUUCAAGAUGUGCCUCAACUACAGGAUCCGCGUGCUCUGCUGCACCCCCAACUACAACUGCUCAACCCCCACUCCCUUCAGCACCACGACCACAACGCUCCCCUCAUCCGCCUUCGUCCGCACCACCACGCCCUACAUCUCCACCACCACGAGUCCCACCUCCACGGAAAUCACCACCACCAGCCCUUCUACGCCGAGCACAACCACCACCACCACGUCAACCACCACCACCACCUGUGAACCUGAAGUGUGUACCUGGAGCGAAUGGUUCGACGUCGACUUCCCCUCCUCGGGGCCCAACCAGGGAGACUUUGAAACCUACCAGCACAUCCGCGCCGCCGGCAAGCGAGUCUGCCGGCAGCCAAAGCAGAUCGAGUGCCAGGCGGAGGACUACCCCGACGUACCCAUCCAGCAGGUGGGACAGGUCGUGCAGUGCGACGUCCACUUUGGACUGGUGUGCAAGAACGAGGACCAGACGGGCAAGUUCAAGAUGUGCCUCAACUACAGGAUCCGCGUGCUCUGCUGCACCCCCAACUACAACUGCUCAACCCCCACUCCCUUCAGCACCACGACCACAACGCUCCCCUCAUCCGCCUUCGUCCGCACCACCACGCCCUACAUCUCCACCACCACGAGUCCCACCUCCACGGAAAUCACCACCACCAGCCCUUCUACGCCGAGCACAACCACCACCACCACGUCAACCACCACCACCACCUGUGAACCUGAAGUGUGUACCUGGAGCGAAUGGUUCGACGUCGACUUCCCCUCCUCGGGGCCCAACCAGGGAGACUUUGAAACCUACCAGCACAUCCGCGCCGCCGGCAAGCGAGUCUGCCGGCAGCCAAAGCAGAUCGAGUGCCAGGCGGAGGACUACCCCGACGUACCCAUCCAGCAGGUGGGACAGGUCGUGCAGUGCGACGUCCACUUUGGACUGGUGUGCAAGAACGAGGACCAGACGGGCAAGUUCAAGAUGUGCCUCAACUACAGGAUCCGCGUGCUCUGCUGCACCCCCAACUACAACUGCUCAACCCCCACUCCCUUCAGCACCACGACCACAACGCUCCCCUCCUCCGCCUUCGUCCGCACCACCACGCCCUACAUCUCCACCACCACGAGUCCCACCUCCACGGAAAUCACCACCACCAGCCCUUCUACGCCGAGCACAACCACCACCACCACGUCAACCACCACCACCACCUGUGAACCUGAAGUGUGUACCUGGAGCGAAUGGUUCGACGUCGACUUCCCCUCCUCGGGGCCCAACCAGGGAGACUUUGAAACCUACCAGCACAUCCGCGCCGCCGGCAAGCGAGUCUGCCGGCAGCCAAAGCAGAUCGAGUGCCAGGCGGAGGACUACCCCGACGUACCCAUCCAGCAGGUGGGACAGGUCGUGCAGUGCGACGUCCACUUUGGACUGGUGUGCAAGAACGAGGACCAGACGGGCAAGUUCAAGAUGUGCCUCAACUACAGGAUCCGCGUGCUCUGCUGCACCCCCAACUACAACUGCUCAACCCCCACUCCCUUCAGCACCACGACCACAACGCUCCCCUCCUCCGCCUUCGUCCGCACCACCACGCCCUACAUCUCCACCACCACGAGUCCCACCUCCACGGAAAUCACCACCACCAGCCCUUCUACGCCGAGCACAACCACCACCACCACGUCAACCACCACCACCACCUGUGAACCUGAAGUGUGUACCUGGAGCGAAUGGUUCGACGUCGACUUCCCCUCCUCGGGGCCCAACCAGGGAGACUUUGAAACCUACCAGCACAUCCGCGCCGCCGGCAAGCGAGUCUGCCGGCAGCCAAAGCAGAUCGAGUGCCAGGCGGAGGACUACCCCGACGUACCCAUCCAGCAGGUGGGACAGGUCGUGCAGUGCGACGUCCACUUUGGACUGGUGUGCAAGAACGAGGACCAGACGGGCAAGUUCAAGAUGUGCCUCAACUACAGGAUCCGCGUGCUCUGCUGCACCCCCAACUACAACUGCUCAACCCCCACUCCCUUCAGCACCACGACCACAACGCUCCCCUCCUCCGCCUUCGUCCGCACCACCACGCCCUACAUCUCCACCACCACGAGUCCCACCUCCACGGAAAUCACCACCACCAGCCCUUCUACGCCGAGCACAACCACCACCACCACGUCAACCACCACCACCACCUGUGAACCUGAAGUGUGUACCUGGAGCGAAUGGUUCGACGUCGACUUCCCCUCCUCGGGGCCCAACCAGGGAGACUUUGAAACCUACCAGCACAUCCGCGCCGCCGGCAAGCGAGUCUGCCGGCAGCCAAAGCAGAUCGAGUGCCAGGCGGAGGACUACCCCGACGUACCCAUCCAGCAGGUGGGACAGGUCGUGCAGUGCGACGUCCACUUUGGACUGGUGUGCAAGAACGAGGACCAGACGGGCAAGUUCAAGAUGUGCCUCAACUACAGGAUCCGCGUGCUCUGCUGCACCCCCAACUACAACUGCUCAACCCCCACUCCCUUCAGCACCACGACCACAACGCUCCCCUCCUCCGCCUUCGUCCGCACCACCACGCCCUACAUCUCCACCACCACGAGUCCCACCUCCACGGAAAUCACCACCACCAGCCCUUCUACGCCGAGCACAACCACCACCACCACGUCAACCACCACCACCACCUGUGAACCUGAAGUGUGUACCUGGAGCGAAUGGUUCGACGUCGACUUCCCCUCCUCGGGGCCCAACCAGGGAGACUUUGAAACCUACCAGCACAUCCGCGCCGCCGGCAAGCGAGUCUGCCGGCAGCCAAAGCAGAUCGAGUGCCAGGCGGAGGACUACCCCGACGUACCCAUCCAGCAGGUGGGACAGGUCGUGCAGUGCGACGUCCACUUUGGACUGGUGUGCAAGAACGAGGACCAGACGGGCAAGUUCAAGAUGUGCCUCAACUACAGGAUCCGCGUGCUCUGCUGCACCCCCAACUACAACUGCUCAACCCCCACUCCCUUCAGCACCACGACCACAACGCUCCCCUCCUCCGCCUUCGUCCGCACCACCACGCCCUACAUCUCCACCACCACGAGUCCCACCUCCACGGAAAUCACCACCACCAGCCCUUCUACGCCGAGCACAACCACCACCACCACGUCAACCACCACCACCACCUGUGAACCUGAAGUGUGUACCUGGAGCGAAUGGUUCGACGUCGACUUCCCCUCCUCGGGGCCCAACCAGGGAGACUUUGAAACCUACCAGCACAUCCGCGCCGCCGGCAAGCGAGUCUGCCGGCAGCCAAAGCAGAUCGAGUGCCAGGCGGAGGACUACCCCGACGUACCCAUCCAGCAGGUGGGACAGGUCGUGCAGUGCGACGUCCACUUUGGACUGGUGUGCAAGAACGAGGACCAGACGGGCAAGUUCAAGAUGUGCCUCAACUACAGGAUCCGCGUGCUCUGCUGCACCCCCAACUACAACUGCUCAACCCCCACUCCCUUCAGCACCACGACCACAAAGCUCCCCUCCUCCGCCUUCGUCCGUACCACCACGCCCUACAUCUCCACCACCACGAGUCCCACCUCCACGGAAAUCACCACCACCAGCCCUUCUACGCCGAGCACAACCACCACCACCACGUCAACCACCACCACCACCUGUGAACCUGAAGUGUGUACCUGGAGCGAAUGGUUCGACGUCGACUUCCCCUCCUCGGGGCCCAACCAGGGAGACUUUGAAACCUACCAGCACAUCCGCGCCGCCGGCAAGCGAGUCUGCCGGCAGCCAAAGCAGAUCGAGUGCCAGGCGGAGGACUACCCCGACGUACCCAUCCAGCAGGUGGGACAGGUCGUGCAGUGCGACGUCCACUUUGGACUGGUGUGCAAGAACGAGGACCAGACGGGCAAGUUCAAGAUGUGCCUCAACUACAGGAUCCGCGUGCUCUGCUGCACCCCCAACUACAACUGCUCAACCCCCACUCCCUUCAGCACCACGACCACAACGCUCCCCUCCUCCGCCUUCGUCCGCACCACCACGCCCUACAUCUCCACCACCACGAGUCCCACCUCCACGGAAAUCACCACCACCAGCCCUUCUACGCCGAGCACAACCACCACCACCACGUCAACCACCACCACCACCUGUGAACCUGAAGUGUGUACCUGGAGCGAAUGGUUCGACGUCGACUUCCCCUCCUCGGGGCCCAACCAGGGAGACUUUGAAACCUACCAGCACAUCCGCGCCGCCGGCAAGCGAGUCUGCCGGCAGCCAAAGCAGAUCGAGUGCCAGGCGGAGGACUACCCCGACGUACCCAUCCAGCAGGUGGGACAGGUCGUGCAGUGCGACGUCCACUUUGGACUGGUGUGCAAGAACGAGGACCAGACGGGCAAGUUCAAGAUGUGCCUCAACUACAGGAUCCGCGUGCUCUGCUGCACCCCCAACUACAACUGCUCAACCCCCACUCCCUUCAGCACCACGACCACAACGCUCCCCUCCUCCGCCUUCGUCCGCACCACCACGCCCUACAUCUCCACCACCACGAGUCCCACCUCCACGGAAAUCACCACCACCAGCCCUUCUACGCCGAGCACAACCACCACCACCACGUCAACCACCACCACCACCUGUGAACCUGAAGUGUGUACCUGGAGCGAAUGGUUCGACGUCGACUUCCCCUCCUCGGGGCCCAACCAGGGAGACUUUGAAACCUACCAGCACAUCCGCGCCGCCGGCAAGCGAGUCUGCCGGCAGCCAAAGCAGAUCGAGUGCCAGGCGGAGGACUACCCCGACGUACCCAUCCAGCAGGUGGGACAGGUCGUGCAGUGCGACGUCCACUUUGGACUGGUGUGCAAGAACGAGGACCAGACGGGCAAGUUCAAGAUGUGCCUCAACUACAGGAUCCGCGUGCUCUGCUGCACCCCCAACUACAACUGCUCAACCCCCACUCCCUUCAGCACCACGACCACAACGCUCCCCUCCUCCGCCUUCGUCCGCACCACCACGCCCUACAUCUCCACCACCACGAGUCCCACCUCCACGGAAAUCACCACCACCAGCCCUUCUACGCCGAGCACAACCACCACCACCACGUCAACCACCACCACCACCUGUGAACCUGAAGUGUGUACCUGGAGCGAAUGGUUCGACGUCGACUUCCCCUCCUCGGGGCCCAACCAGGGAGACUUUGAAACCUACCAGCACAUCCGCGCCGCCGGCAAGCGAGUCUGCCGGCAGCCAAAGCAGAUCGAGUGCCAGGCGGAGGACUACCCCGACGUACCCAUCCAGCAGGUGGGACAGGUCGUGCAGUGCGACGUCCACUUUGGACUGGUGUGCAAGAACGAGGACCAGACGGGCAAGUUCAAGAUGUGCCUCAACUACAGGAUCCGCGUGCUCUGCUGCACCCCCAACUACAACUGCUCAACCCCCACUCCCUUCAGCACCACGACCACAACGCUCCCCUCCUCCGCCUUCGUCCGCACCACCACGCCCUACAUCUCCACCACCACGAGUCCCACCUCCACGGAAAUCACCACCACCAGCCCUUCUACGCCGAGCACAACCACCACCACCACGUCAACCACCACCACCACCUGUGAACCUGAAGUGUGUACCUGGAGCGAAUGGUUCGACGUCGACUUCCCCUCCUCGGGGCCCAACCAGGGAGACUUUGAAACCUACCAGCACAUCCGCGCCGCCGGCAAGCGAGUCUGCCGGCAGCCAAAGCAGAUCGAGUGCCAGGCGGAGGACUACCCCGACGUACCCAUCCAGCAGGUGGGACAGGUCGUGCAGUGCGACGUCCACUUUGGACUGGUGUGCAAGAACGAGGACCAGACGGGCAAGUUCAAGAUGUGCCUCAACUACAGGAUCCGCGUGCUCUGCUGCACCCCCAACUACAACUGCUCAACCCCCACUCCCUUCAGCACCACGACCACAACGCUCCCCUCCUCCGCCUUCGUCCGUACCACCACGCCCUACAUCUCCACCACCAGCCCUUCUACGCCGAGCACAACCACCACCACCACGUCAACCACCACCACCACCUGUGAACCUGAAGUGUGUACCUGGAGCGAAUGGUUCGACGUCGACUUCCCCUCCUCGGGGCCCAACCAGGGAGACUUUGAAACCUACCAGCACAUCCGCGCCGCCGGCAAGCGAGUCUGCCGGCAGCCAAAGCAGAUCGAGUGCCAGGCGGAGGACUACCCCGACGUACCCAUCCAGCAGGUGGGACAGGUCGUGCAGUGCGACGUCCACUUUGGACUGGUGUGCAAGAAUGAGGACCAGACGGGCAAGUUCAAGAUGUGCCUCAACUACAGGAUCCGCGUGCUCUGCUGCACUCCCAACUACAACUGCUCAACCCCCACUCCCUUCAGCACCACGACCACAACGCUCCCCUCCUCCGCCUUCGUCCGUACCACCACGCCCUACAUCUCCACCACCACGAGUCCCACCUCUACGGAAAUCACCACCACCAGCCCUUCUACGCCGAGCACAACCACCACCACCACGUCAACCACCACCACCACCUGUGAACCUGAAGUGUGUACCUGGAGCGAAUGGUUCGACGUCGACUUCCCCUCCUCGGGGCCCAACCAGGGAGACUUUGAAACCUACCAGCACAUCCGCGCCGCCGGCAAGCGAGUCUGCCGGCAGCCAAAGCAGAUCGAGUGCCAGGCGGAGGACUACCCCGACGUACCCAUCCAGCAGGUGGGACAGGUCGUGCAGUGCGACGUCCACUUUGGACUGGUGUGCAAGAACGAGGACCAGACGGGCAAGUUCAAGAUGUGCCUCAACUACAGGAUCCGCGUGCUCUGCUGCACCCCCAACUACAACUGCUCAACCCCCACUCCCUUCAGCACCACGACCACAACGCUCCCCUCCUCCGCCUUCGUCCGCACCACCACGCCCUACAUCUCCACCACCACGAGUCCCACCUCCACGGAAAUCACCACCACCAGCCCUUCUACGCCGAGCACAACCACCACCACCACGUCAACCACCACCACCACCUGUGAACCUGAAGUGUGUACCUGGAGCGAAUGGUUCGACGUCGACUUCCCCUCCUCGGGGCCCAACCAGGGAGACUUUGAAACCUACCAGCACAUCCGCGCCGCCGGCAAGCGAGUCUGCCGGCAGCCAAAGCAGAUCGAGUGCCAGGCGGAGGACUACCCCGACGUACCCAUCCAGCAGGUGGGACAGGUCGUGCAGUGCGACGUCCACUUUGGACUGGUGUGCAAGAACGAGGACCAGACGGGCAAGUUCAAGAUGUGCCUCAACUACAGGAUCCGCGUGCUCUGCUGCACCCCCAACUACAACUGCUCAACCCCCACUCCCUUCAGCACCACGACCACAACGCUCCCCUCCUCCGCCUUCGUCCGCACCACCACGCCCUACAUCUCCACCACCACGAGUCCCACCUCCACGGAAAUCACCACCACCAGCCCUUCUACGCCGAGCACAACCACCACCACCACGUCAACCACCACCACCACCUGUGAACCUGAAGUGUGUACCUGGAGCGAAUGGUUCGACGUCGACUUCCCCUCCUCGGGGCCCAACCAGGGAGACUUUGAAACCUACCAGCACAUCCGCGCCGCCGGCAAGCGAGUCUGCCGGCAGCCAAAGCAGAUCGAGUGCCAGGCGGAGGAACUACCCCGACGUACCCAUCCAGCAGGUGGGACAGGUCGUGCAGUGCGACGUCCACUUUGGACUGGUGUGCAAGAACGAGGACCAGACGGGCAAGUUCAAGAUGUGCCUCAACUACAGGAUCCGCGUGCUCUGCUGCACUCCCAACUACAACUGCUCAACCCCACUCCCUUCAGCACCACGACCACAACGCUCCCCUCCUCCGCCUUCGUCCAUACCACCACGCCCUACAUCUCCACCACCACGAGUCCCACCUCCACGGAAAUCACCACCACCAGCCCUUCUACGCCGAGCACAACCACCACCACCACGUCAACCACCACCACCACCUGUGAACCUGAAGUGUGUACCUGGAGCGAAUGGUUCGACGUCGACUUCCCCUCCUCGGGGCCCAACCAGGGAGACUUUGAAACCUACCAGCACAUCCGCGCCGCCGGCAAGCGAGUCUGCCGGCAGCCAAAGCAGAUCGAGUGCCAGGCGGAGGACUACCCCGACGUACCCAUCCAGCAGGUGGGACAGGUCGUGCAGUGCGACGUCCACUUUGGACUGGUGUGCAAGAACGAGGACCAGACGGGCAAGUUCAAGAUGUGCCUCAACUACAGGAUCCGCGUGCUCUGCUGCACCCCCAACUACAACUGCUCAACCCCCACUCCCUUCAGCACCACGACCACAACGCUCCCCUCCUCCGCCUUCGUCCGCACCACCACGCCCUACAUCUCCACCACCACGAGUCCCACCUCUACGGAAAUCACCACCACCAGCCCUUCUACGCCGAGCACAACCACCACCACCACGUCAACCACCACCACCACCUGUGAACCUGAAGUGUGUACCUGGAGCGAAUGGUUCGACGUCGACUUCCCCUCCUCGGGGCCCAACCAGGGAGACUUUGAAACCUACCAGCACAUCCGCGCCGCCGGCAAGCGAGUCUGCCGGCAGCCAAAGCAGAUCGAGUGCCAGGCGGAGGACUACCCCGACGUACCCAUCCAGCAGGUGGGACAGGUCGUGCAGUGCGACGUCCACUUUGGACUGGUGUGCAAGAACGAGGACCAGACGGGCAAGUUCAAGAUGUGCCUCAACUACAGGAUCCGCGUGCUCUGCUGCACCCCCAACUACAACUGCUCAACCCCCACUCCCUUCAGCACCACGACCACAACGCUCCCCUCCUCCGCCUUCAUCCGUACCACCACGCCCUACAUCUCCACCACCACGAGUCCCACCUCCACGGAAAUCACCACCACCAGCCCUUCUACGCCGAGCACAACCACCACCACCACGUCAACCACCACCACCACCUGUGAACCUGAAGUGUGUACCUGGAGCGAAUGGUUCGACGUCGACUUCCCCUCCUCGGGGCCCAACCAGGGAGACUUUGAAACCUACCAGCACAUCCGCGCCGCCGGCAAGCGAGUCUGCCGGCAGCCAAAGCAGAUCGAGUGCCAGGCGGAGGACUACCCCGACGUACCCAUCCAGCAGGUGGGACAGGUCGUGCAGUGCGACGUCCACUUUGGACUGGUGUGCAAGAACGAGGACCAGACGGGCAAGUUCAAGAUGUGCCUCAACUACAGGAUCCGCGUGCUCUGCUGCACUCCCAACUACAACUGCUCAAUCCCCACUCCCUUCAGCACCACGACCACAACGCUCCCCUCCUCCGCCUUCGUCCAUACCACCAAGCCCUACAUCUCCACCACCACGAGUCCCACCUCCACGGAAAUCACCACCACCAGCCCUUCUACGCCGAGCACAACCACCACCACCACGUCAACCACCACCACCUGUGAACCUGAAGUGUGUACCUGGAGCGAAUGGUUCGACGUCGACUUCCCCUCCUCGGGGCCCAACCAGGGAGACUUUGAAACCUACCAGCACAUCCGCGCCGCCGGCAAGCGAGUCUGCCGGCAGCCAAAGCAGAUCGAGUGCCAGGCGGAGGACUACCCCGACGUACCCAUCCAGCAGGUGGGACAGGUCGUGCAGUGCGACGUCCACUUUGGACUGGUGUGCAAGAACGAGGACCAGACGGGCAAGUUCAAGAUGUGCCUCAACUACAGGAUCCGCGUGCUCUGCUGCACCCCCAACUACAACUGCCCAUUCUCUUCCCCCUCGACCACCAUCAGCACAUCCACCGUUAUUCCCCCAAGUCCGCCUGUCUUUACAACUUCUCCAUCUCACAUUUCAACUACACCAUGUUUCUGCAAGAUUGGUGAUGCUAUUUUUUCACCAGGUGACUUGAUUUACAACAGAGUGGAUAGUGAAGGAUGCAGGUUGUAUGCCAUCUGCAGCCCGACAUGUAAUAUUGAACGACAUAGUGUACAUUGUAACAUCGUAACUUCACCAGCCACUACUUCCUCUGAGUGGUCACCAGUAACAACAUCAGUUCCUCUGCCUCCCACCUCUACUAGUGCUCAUUUUCAUGGCUGUGUUUCCACUAUGUACCCUCCAUUACAACCUGGAGAGAGAUUCAAAUUAUCCAACUGUACGGAAGUCAUCUGUAAUGGAGACAAUGAUAUAGACGUAGUACCAACGCACUGCCCACCUGUAAAGGAAAUUACCUGUGCAAACAAAUAUCCACCAAUGCUGGUACCUGAUGAAAAUGGAUGCUGUUACCGAUAUGAGUGUCAAUGUGUGUGUAGUGGAUGGGGUGAUCCUCAUUACAUUACUUUUGAUGGAACCUAUUAUACCUUCCUUGAAAACUGCACUUACGUCCUGGUGAAACAGAUUGUCCCUAGAUAUGACAACUUCCGUGUUUACAUUGACAAUUAUUACUGCGAUGCAAAAGAUGGACUCUCCUGCCCUAAAUCCAUUCUUAUUUUCUACAAAUCUGCUGAAGUGGUGCUGACUCGUGAACUCAUGAAUGGUGUGAUGACUAAUGUGAUGUACUUCAACAAAAAGAUUGUUCAACCAGGCUUCAAAAAAGAUGGCAUUUCUUUCUCCACUCUUGGCAUCAAUAUGAUUGUUGAAAUAGAAGAAAUUGGUGCUGUUAUCACCUUUAGUGGUCUGAUUUUCUCUGUGAAGCUCCCAUACAGCAAAUUUGGCAACAACACUGAAGGACAAUGUGGAACAUGUACAAACAAUAUAGAGGAUGAAUGCCGCUUACCAAGUGGUAAGAUCAUUUCCUCCUGUCCCCAAAUGGCUCAUCACUGGAUUGUUGACAACAACAAGGACUGCCAUGGAAUACCAGUACCACCAACUAUAACCACACCUCCGCCAAAGCCGCAAUGUCAAACACCUCAUCUCUGCAAGCUUAUCUUGAGCGAGGUUUUUGCAGAAUGUCAUACUGUGAUACCACCAGAACCAUUUUUCAAAGGCUGUGUUUUUGAUGGAUGUCGCAUAGAUGAUGAAUUCAUGCAGUGUUCAAGUUUGGAGAUAUAUGCAACAGAGUGUGCUGCUAGAGGUGUCUGCAUUGACUGGAGAGGAAUGACCAACAACACAUGUCCAUUUAGCUGUCCAUCAAGUUUGGUAUACAAGCCAUGCGGGCCUAUUAAUCCAGUUAACUGUGACCAAAGCUAUGAGCGUCCUGGUUAUGGAAUAACUGAAGGCUGUUUCUGUCCUGAAGGAAUGACACUCUUGCAUGCAGAAAGCAACAUCUGUGUCUCUGAAUGUGUCUGCAGAGAACCAAAUGGAAUGUCCAGAUGGCCAGGAGAAAAAUGGACAAAAGACUGCCAGGAAUGUGUCUGUGACAAAAACACUCUUAAGGUGAAGUGCACAAAACAUGAAUGUUCUCUGACACAGCAAGUAUUUUGUGAAGAACCAGGCUACAUACCUGUUCAGAUACCGAUACCAGAAGAUCCAUGCUGCACUAGAACUGAGUGCUACUGCAACACAAGCCUCUGCCCUGGCAUCACACCCCAGUGCUUAGAGGGACAGGAAAUAAUCACAGUAAUGCCACCUGGAACCUGCUGUCCUGUCUUUGAAUGCAGACAAGGCUGUGUAGUCAACGAAACCUAUUAUGCACCUGGAGCUACCAUUCCAUCAGGCCCCUGUGAAGAAUGUACCUGCUCUGAAUCCUCUCCCUCAAAGCCUCAGCAGCCCACAGUCAGGUGCCAGCCUGUGGUCUGUGACACCUACUGCCCGCUGGGCUAUAAAUACACAGUGGAACCUGGACAGUGCUGUGGCACGUGCAAGGCAGCAGCUUGUGUAGUGACUGUGGGAGACAACAUCACACACGUGCUCCAUGACGGAGAAUACUGGAAUCCACCUGGUGAUAACUGUACUGUUUACACAUGUGAAAAACAUGGUGACCAGUUCGUUCAAGUCAUCAAAAAGGCAAGCUGUCCUGCCUUUAACCCUGAUGAGUGUGAUCCAGAGGAUGUCAGAUUAUCAGAUGAUGGCUGCUGUUUAGUGUGCCGAAGAAUACCGAAACUUUGUAUGAAGCACAAUAUGACUACUGUCAUCAACUAUAAUGGCUGUGUAUCUCUUGCACCUGUCGAGAUAACAUACUGUGAAGGCAGCUGUGAUGCUUACUCACGAUACUCUCAAACAACAAACACAAUGGUGCACAAAUGCUCGUGUUGUCAGGAAAUCAAGACCAGCAAAAGGAAGGUGACUCUGACGUGCAGUGAUGGAACCUCCCUCGAUCACUCCUACACCUACGUGGAGCAAUGCAGCUGUGUGGGUGCUGAGUGCAUUACCCAGGACAACACCCAACAGCAGACACAGCAGACAAAGACCUCUCAGGAGCAAGCGAAUGUCAAAAAUUAGAACUAGAGACAAGUCCUCAAACAAGGGUUGAGCAUAAGACUAAAUAAAGAAACUUCAAAAAAUACAAAAGUGUCAAGAGCAGCUAAAAUUUUGGAUGAACAGAUGUUUUCUGCAUAAAUUUCCAGUAUGUCUGUCUACAGAAUUUCAGUUUUCAUUAUCAAUAUAUCUCCCAUUGUUUUCUAUGUCUUUUCUUUUAUACCUUGAGAAGUACAGCACAAGUUCAUCUUGACAUUUUCUGUUCAUUUGUCUUCUGAGAAGUGCUGGACUUUUCAUGACAUUUUCAUUCCAGUUCACAGAGAAAAAUCAAAAGACAAAUCCAGAAAACAAACCAAGCCCAAGGAAAACUGUACCCUCUGCUUCUAUGUUUCUUUCUUUUUUUUUGUUGAGGAAAACUUAGAGUGCAGAAAGCAAUAUAUUUUCAAAACUAUAAACUUCAAUAUUUUGAACAAUUUAUGAUGGACAUAUUUCCCUACAUGGUUUUGUGAGGAAAAGGAAAAAAAUCCUAUUGUGAGAAGCUGCUGCACACUACUUUUUGUUUACAUAACACCAUCAGCAUAGUAGCUGCAUGAAAAUAUGGAUUUUUUUUUUUUAUUUUGUUUUGUUAUGUGGUUAACUGUUUACAGAAGAAAUAUAUAUAUAUAUAUAUGUAUUUGCCAACAGAGGCAUAUGAAGGAUUUUUUAAAACAGAAGUAUAAUAAUAAUAAUAAUAAUAAUAAUUGUAAAUUCUUUCCUAGGAAGCUCUAAAACUUGAACCACUGCUAUUUAUUAUUUUUUUUUAACUGAUUUUUUUUUGGGUAAUUUCUUUCAGAAUUAAUGUUAUCCCAUUUCUUACUCUCUGUCAUGUUGUCUGGGUAUGGUAUAUUUUCUUUUGUUUUUGAAUAUUAUUUUAUUUUUGUUCCUUAAGAAACAAAGAAAUUAUGAUUAAUAAAUUUUGAGCAUUUUACAGCA
This is a messenger RNA of Oenanthe melanoleuca, 21348 nucleotides long. It is a transcript of the gene MUC5AC, whose product is annotated as mucin 5AC, oligomeric mucus/gel-forming. NCBI's taxonomy places the organism in Eukaryota, Metazoa, Chordata, Aves, Passeriformes, Muscicapidae. The transcript has 50 exons. Gene Ontology annotation, cellular component: extracellular matrix. The record is from RefSeq and is a predicted model, not a curated record. The coding region runs from base 25 to 20400 and encodes 6791 amino acids. Gene Ontology annotation, molecular function: protein binding.